This is a messenger RNA of Myripristis murdjan (pinecone soldierfish), 2643 nucleotides long. It is a transcript of the gene zc3hc1, whose product is annotated as zinc finger, C3HC-type containing 1. The transcript is spliced from 10 exons. The record is from RefSeq and is a predicted model, not a curated record. NCBI's taxonomy places the organism in Eukaryota, Metazoa, Chordata, Actinopteri, Holocentriformes, Holocentridae. Gene Ontology annotation, cellular component: nucleus. The coding region runs from base 30 to 1529 and encodes 499 amino acids. Gene Ontology annotation, molecular function: zinc ion binding.
GGGGGACACGUUAAAACUCAGAACCGAUCAUGGCGACUGUCGGAGGCGGUCGUGGGGAUCGUCUCGGCAACUCCAGCCACCAAAAGUCUUCUUUAGCGUCCCCGGAGAAAGUCCGUGAACUCCUCAAUGAGGGACUGUCGUCGGCGGACAGCAGAGCCAAUAGUUCACAAGGGGAUUCGAAAGUUGGGGAGCCAAACAGCAUCACUCAAGCGCCUUGUGAGGCAACCAACAGAGAAGCCUUUUUCUCAAGAGUGGAAUCCUAUUCAUGUUUGCGAUGGGCAGGCAAGCCCCGCACGCUCUCUCCUCUGAGGUGUGCCAGGUAUGGCUGGAUCAACGUAGGCUGUGAUAUGCUCAAAUGCUCCAGCUGCCAGGCUUUCCUCUGUGCAUCUCUGCAACCAACUCUGGACUUUGAAAAAUAUGAAUCCCGCAUUGCAGAGAUAUCAAGGCAACUGCAGACACAGCAUGAGAAGUUUUGUCCUUGGCCAGACUUCCCAUGUCCAGAGCGGUUCUGCCUGGUGCCAGCCUCUGAGCCCUCAGUGCUGCUCGCUGCCUUCUUAGAGCGCUUCCAGAGCGCCUGUCUGCUCGAGCAGCAGCUGCCUGCCAUGAAGCCAGAGCAGCUCAAAUCCAUGUCUCUGACUGAGGAUGUUAUCAGUGUUCUGCUGCAGCUGAUCGAGGAAGAACAGAAAAAACAGGGUGGGACUCCAUCCUCUGAACCCUUGGCCGUCCAGGUUGCUGCAUGCAUUGUUUCUCUGUGUGGCUGGGCUGCUAGCCCGUCUAUGCACGCCAUGAACCUGCCCAUCCUCACCUGCUCCUACUGCAUGCGCAAGGUGGGCUUGUGGAACUUCCACCAGAUGGAGGGAACAGGAGCGGAGGCAGACACCUUUUCAGAUACUCUAAGUCCCUCUGCACAAACACCAGUUCCUGCCUCAGCGGCGCCACAAGAGAGUCAGGGGGACAGGUCCGCCUCCACCUCCCCCACCCCUCCCACAACCCCCUGCCGCAUGAAGCUGAGGAGCCAGGACAGUACCCGCUCCGAGCAGGGUGAAAGCACCUCAUCCCCCCUGGUGUUGCGUGCCCGCAACAGAGACUCUCCCAGCCCCAAUGAAGAGUUGCCGAGUCCCCUGACCAGAGGCAAGAGGCCUGGGACCCGGAGUCGAGUACAAGGGGACAAUACAGGGGGCGAUGGGACUGCCAGCCCGCAAAACACUCCCAAACGUCUGCGCCUGUCAUCAGCCAGUGGUCCUGAGGGACCUCUGCACAGGAAUGCGUUUGACCCACUCGCCCAGCAUAGAGACUGGUGUCCCUGGAUUAAUGUGGGGAAAGAGAACGCUGACCCAGGAGCCAUCCCCGUCCUGGAAGGAGACUCCACACUGUAUCAGCAGGGCUGGAAAGCCACUUUGGACCUCCUCAUCCCCUUGAAGAAGAACACCAAGACAGGGAAUGGAAGUCAAGCCCAGAACCCUAAUGCCAAGUCUAAAAGGGUGUUUGCUAUAUUUCGCCAGUGGCAGGUAUCCUCUCCAUCUCAGUAGACCGUCUCCACCCCGAGAGCAUUGCAACACUCUGAACUGACUUAUCCUCUUCUUUGUGGUACUGACUUUUGUAGAGCCACUGACAGGAGUGUCAUAUCAAUGUUUUUCUCCCAUCCUUUAAGUCGUGUUUACAGCCAAAAUGUAUUUGAAGGGAAGGCAGUUUGAUGAUGUGUGUAGUCAAAAAGGAUGAUUGUCUUCUCUGUGAACAAUGAAAUACACGAAGCUUGCCUAAGUGGCUUUGGAAAACAUGUUGAGUUCUGCUACAUGGAUGGAUAUUGAGGUGUGCAUCUACCAGGGAAUGUAUAGGCCUUGCAUCAUGUGGAUCAGUAGAGAGAUGUCACACACAGAAAACACAUCCGAGCAUAUGAAAUGAAGCCACAGACGAGGCAUCUACCAUUAACCUCACAUGAAGUCUGCUUGGGGAAUCCUUCACGAGAACAAGAUGGUUUGGAUUUCCGUGAAAUACAAAAGACAAUGAAUCCCUGAACAUGAGAAAGGGCCAAAUGGCUUGACACUGGAAAGGCAAUGUUUACCUUCAAUGUAUGUCGAGUCAUUCGAGGGAACGGUAAACAUUAACUUCAACUUAGCGGAAACUGAGGAAGUCCUUUUUGUGUGUGCUCUUGUUUUUUCUAGACUGCAUUUACACAUUUAACAACAGGUUGGACAACCUUUGAACUAAAUUGAUAAAAAAAAAAUAUAGCUACAAGUCCUUUUUAUAGUAAGAAAAAGAAGUCCUUUUGGAGUGGUGGUAUUUUUUGUUUUGUUUUGUUUUGUUUAUGCUAAUCUAGAUAUUGCAGGCAGGUAGAAUUUUUGUGCCAUGAAACUCUAAACGUGCUUUGGAUUAGGAUCAGGCUUUCAUUUUACCUCCCUGUGACUUCUCAUAGCUAAUGCAGUCCUUUCUAUUGUGCAUGUUCUUUUAUCCCCUUAGAAUAUCCUAAGGGCUUUUAAUAAAAAACACUUUUUUUGCUUUUUCACUCUGCAUUUUGUCCCCCUGCAUCAUUUUAAAUAUGAGAUAGAUAAUAAAAGAGAAAUCGGAAAUGUUCUCAAAAUGAUCCUAUUGUCGGUUAAAGUAUUUUCUGAGGUUUGAAAUAAACAGCCUGACUCUUGUCGCAAA